Messenger RNA from Cylindrotheca closterium, 450 nucleotides. Lineage: Eukaryota; Bacillariophyta; Bacillariophyceae; Bacillariales; Bacillariaceae. The record is from the annotation of a GenBank genome assembly.
AUGGAGGCAGCGAUGGUCAGUGAUGACGAGCAUGACAAUGACAAAAUCACUACACCAACUUCCCAUCAAGAGGGAGAAUCUGAACCAUCUGAAGAUGAUCCUGGACCUCCAAUGCGUCAAACACCAAUGACUUUCGACCUCAAUAUGGACAAGAACAAAAGUUCAGCACCAGUACAGAUUGAGGACGACAAAGAAGACACUCAAAAGCACAAUCACUCAGCUGAGUUCUUCAUCUUUGGACCUGACGCCUCUACAUUGAAAGGCAAGUCAACAAGACCAACUCCAAAGAAGAUGUACGAUGACUUCUUCAGUCCACCAGAGGAAUUGUAUCAACAAAAUCAAUCUAAUACCGUCUGUAAUGAUCACAUGGAGAUCAAGAAUAGAAAAAGAAAAACGGAAAACGAAAAGCACGGAAUCGAUCGGAACUUGCAAACGGUGUUCGUAACCUAA